AAAAAUAAACACUGACACACAGUUAAUGUAAUACAUGGACGUAACGUUUGUUUAUCCGAAUAUAAUCUUACAUUUUAAAAUAAUCCACGAGAAACAUAGCUAGUGAUGCGUUUUUUUUGGUCCACGUGGUUGAUUACGAGUCGCAUCUUUCCUACGUCAUAACUUGAUUUCGAAGCAGUGUGCGGCAAAGCAACUACGAGCCACUUAAAACCGUUUUUGUUUGUUUAUGUCAGUUAAUUUGAUUUAUUUCAAAUUAUGUCUUCAAAGGGCAUUAAGGUAGACAAUGACCUCAAAACAAAGGUUGACGCCUUCAGAGAGCGGAUCACGGGUGAGGCUGAGAACCUGGUCGCAGACUUUUUCCCCAAAAAGUUGUUGGAACUUGACAGCUUUCUGAAGGAGCCCAUUUUGAAUGUCGCAGACCUGAAAGAUAUCCACUCCGAGAUAAACGUCAAAGUACCUGACCCAAUCAUUCUCAACAAUAGUCAUGAUGGAGUAGAUGUGCAAAAUUCCAGAAAACGGAAAAUGGAAGAUGGACUCGACGAUAUCUGUCAAGAUGGCCCCAAGAUGUUUGUCAUGCCAGGGGGCAUGAUAAAGAGCAACGGCCAGCUGGUGGACCUGAUCGAAAGAGUCAAACCAGAAAUAAGAACCCUCAUAGAGAAAUGCAACACGGUCAAAAUGUGGGUCCAGCUCUUAAUCCCCAGAAUAGAGGAUGGUAACAACUUUGGUGUAUCCAUCCAGGAGGAAACUGUUGCUGAGCUCAGGACUGUGGAAGGAGAGGCAGCCUCUUACCUGGAUCAAAUUUCCAGGUAUUACAUCACCAGAGCAAAGCUAGUCUCAAAAAUUACAAAGUACCCUCAUGUGGAGGACUACCAGCGCACGGUGACUGAAAUAGACGAGAAGGAAUACAUCAGCCUCAAGAUCAUUGUGUCAGAGCUGAGGAAUCAAUAUGUGACAUUACAUGACAUGAUCCUGAAAAACAUAGAGAAGAUCAAGAGGCCACGAAGCAGCAACAAUGAAGCCCUCUACUGAACACUCUACUUCUCCUUAUCCUCUUCUCACCAACUCCUAGUAACAGCCACAUUGGCAGUAUUUAGAUAGGCAGCCCAAUUCUGAUAUUUGUUUUCCACUAAUUAGUCUUUUGACCAAUCAGAUAAGCUUUGUUGUGAUUGGUCAAAAUGCCAAUUAAUUAGUGGGAAAAAAGCUCCAAAUUGGGUUACCUGUGUGAAUGCAGCCAUUGACUGUAACAGGCUUUGUUCUGGACUAUUAUCAUCAAUUCCCUCAAGGUGGACUUCAAAAGAACCUCCUUAGACAUGUUCUGAAACAUCCCAUGUUUCCAGGACUCAUGAGAAGGUUGUACCUUGAUUAUGGAUUUUUCUCCAUGUCGACCAAUCAAGCGGGCUUGAACUGAACUGUGUCCUUGUUGUCUGUGUGCUUGUAGUGUGUAUGCCUUGUGUGGAAAUCAUCAUGGGAGUUUCACAGGUAUACUUUGUCUGUUUUAUCUUAAGUUUGUUUUUAAGGAAUUAUUUUUAGGAUUCUGAAGUGCUUGGUGGUAACUAUAAUUAGCUGUAUGUGAGAUUGUCAAGGUGAGUGUGUGGGAAUGCUCAGUCUGCAUUUUAGUUGUAGUGUAGCUUGCAGUCCUGUCAGUUAUUUCUAUUUUAUUUUUUCUUAGGGGACUACUCACAAGUACAUUAUGAAGGACUAUGGUCUGUUUCCAGCACAAUAUGUAAUUGCCAUCCACUCCCACUCUGAUCUUGGGAGUUUCAAUUGUGUUAAAAGCCAGAUCUGUAAUGUUCUCAUAUCCAGAUGCUACGUGAUGAGAGAGAUGUCUUUACUGUAUCUCUCCCUUAAUUGUAAUUUUGUUUUAAGAAUAAAUAUUUUUACUUAAUACAA
Molecule: messenger RNA, 1890 nt
Organism: Oncorhynchus masou masou (cherry salmon)
Lineage: Eukaryota; Metazoa; Chordata; Actinopteri; Salmoniformes; Salmonidae
Product: proteasome activator complex subunit 3-like
Exons: 11
Coding region: 256-1029 (257 amino acids)
Biological process (GO): regulation of proteasomal protein catabolic process; positive regulation of endopeptidase activity; regulation of G1/S transition of mitotic cell cycle
Cellular component (GO): nucleoplasm; proteasome activator complex; cytoplasm
Molecular function (GO): endopeptidase activator activity
Source: RefSeq, a predicted model, not a curated record